AUGAAGAGCAAACGUGCGAAGUGGGAGCCAGGCAGUGGAAGCCAUGUAUGCUCUAAGCAUUUUAAAGUGGAUGCUUUUGACAAAAUAUUGAAUUUGCCCGGACAAGAGAAUACGUAUCGACAAAAGCUAAAGAAGGAUGACCUAGGAAUUGCAUCGUUUCCAUCUAUAUUUUGUACGGAUGAGACGGAAAAACAGCUUUCAGGCAGAGCAGCCAGAGCAAUCAAAUGCAAGGUGAGUAAAUAUUUAUAAAACCCAUUUAUCAAUGAACUCUUUGUUUGUAUUUUUACUUCACGCCCUUCAAUAACUUAUUCUCUUAUAAUAUUUUCAGUAUGCAGCUGGAAAUGAACCAAGCAGUCCUCAAGAACCAGGAUGUUCAUCAGACUGUGUUGAACCUGAAGCAGAAAUGGACUUAGCUAUAGAAAUACCGAAUAUCAAUAUCGAGCGUCAUGUAAGUAGCAAAAUAGCAUUAUUUCACGUUGUGGUGACUUCAAUAUGUAUUCAUGUUGAAGACUAUAUUUGACUAUUUAUAAUAAAAGUGGACUGUUUUAAACUAAGGUGCUACAAAAUAUUUUAUCUGUAUAUUUCUAAUUUUUUUAUAACGAUAUUCUUUAGGAGCAGCCGGUUCAUGAGGAAUUCACACAGACACUUCAAUGGCUGGUACGGAUUGCAAUUACUCUCUGGAAUUACAAGAGAGGAACCGAAUUCUUCGCAAUCAAGUCAUAUGUUAUUAUUUGCGUGUGUGUCGAUGACUUAGCAUAUUGCGGUAGGCAGACUCCCUUCUGUGUCGCCCAUGCAUCCUUGACAUAGUUUAUGUAAAUUGUGUAGUCAUUGUAAACGCCCUAUUUAUUUAGACUAUAAAUAUAUAGAGGUUGUCCUUAAUAAAGCAGAUUCUGAGUGUGUUGAAGUGAUAUGAUUAUUGGGAUCCCGGGACGCUACAAAUCUGGUUGCAGCGGUAAAACUAAAAUUAAAGCAAUAUGUCUUUCAAGUAUUUUACCGGGAAGAUUUGACAAUGGUAAUUUCGAGUGUUGGUUGCGCAAGUUUGAUGCAUGUUGUGACACAAACGGCUGGAAAGUAGCUGGGGAGUGUGACGAUAAGAUUUUUAAACUGCCAGCGUUCCUUCGGGGUAAAGCUGCCAGUCAUUUUUAUGCAAUUCCAGCCAAAUGACGUACAAAAUACAAAGAUGCCGUCGCUGAACUGAAGAAAUCCUUAUGUCCUGCUGCCCAACGUGAGAUGCUUUACGCUUUAUUCGAAAGUUGUGACCUUCGAACAGGUGAAGAUCCAGGCGUCUACAAAUGGGAGUUAGAAAAUAUCCUCGCGAAGGCUGAUCCAGAGUUGUCAUCACGUUUCUGUCACAGCUGA
Paramuricea clavata is the source of this 1359-nucleotide messenger RNA. NCBI's taxonomy places the organism in Eukaryota, Metazoa, Cnidaria, Anthozoa, Malacalcyonacea, Plexauridae. The record is from the annotation of a GenBank genome assembly.